UGCUGGUGACGGAUCCUCCACCUGGGCAGUCACAGCUUGGCUUCACCUCUUUUCUGUUACGUUUUGCUCGAAACAGGUCGUCUUUUUUGAACUGUCUGCACCAACUUUGGUUAUAAAUAUCAGCCUUGAGACACAUUUAGCGGAAAGAGUUGUCCUCUUUGGAGAAUGUCAGAUUUCGACAGCAACCCCUUCGCGGACCCGGAGUUCAGCAACCCGUUUCAGGAUCCAUCAGUGACACAAGUGAGACAGGCGGCUCCUCCAGGGUUAGAGGAGUACAAUCCCUUUGCAGAUGCCAAAUCAACACCUGCAGGUAUGGCCCCCAAGACUACGGGCCCCGCUGUCAGCACUCAACCAGCCAUCAUGAAACCCACAGAGGAACCCCCGGCCUACUCGCAGCCUCAAGCACAGGAGCAGUCGCGAGCAGCUGCUGAACUGCUAAGGAGACAGGAAGAGCUGGAAAAGAAGGCUGCAGAGCUGGACCGCCGUGAGAGAGAGAUGCAGUCACUCAGCACAUCAGGGGGCAAGAAAAACAACUGGCCUCCACUCCCAGAGAAGUUCCCUGUGGCUCCGUGUUUCUACCACGAUAUUACUGUAGACAUUCCUGUAGAGUUUCAGAAGACAGUCAAAAUCAUGUACUACCUCUGGAUGUUUCACACUGGGACUCUGCUUGCAAACCUGAUCGCCUGCCUCUCCUGGUUUAUUGCGGAUACAGGCCGAGGGGUGGACUUCGGCUUGUCGAUCCUCUGGCUUCUGCUCUUCACACCAUGUUCUUUUGUCUGUUGGUAUAGACCGCUUUAUGCAGCUUUCAGGAGCGACAGCUCAUUCAGGUUUUUUGUUUUCUUCUUCGUUUACGUCUGUCAGAUUGGAAUCUAUGUCAUCCAGGCUAUUGGCAUCGCUGGCUGGGGAGCCAGCGGGUGGAUCUCCGCUUUGAUUGGCUUGAAUAAAAGUAUCCCAGUGGGCAUCAUAAUGAUCCUCGUUGCUGCUCUUUUUACCUCACUGGCUGUCCUGUCUCUCAUCAUGUUCAAAAAGGUCCAUGGGAUGUACCGCACCACCGGUGCCAGCUUCGAGAAAGCCCAGCAGGAGUUUGCCACAGGCGUCAUGUCCAACAAGACGGUACAAACAGCUGCCGCUAACGCCGCUUCCAGUGCUGCACAAGGAGCCUUCAAGGAGGAGAUCUGAUUGGACCAGAGAGCUCGCUCGUCCGCCCAUCACCUCCCCUCCUCUGUACCCAGCUUCUACUUACAGCUGCCCUGUUUGAACACGUUAACGCCUCCAUCUUUCUGACAAUACUGAAGGGGUUUGUGUGGGGGCGCUACAUUUAGCUACAAUAUGUAGCCUCUCAACUUUCAAACAGGCUCUCCUGACCUAGCCUACUUGCUCCUGCAACAUCGUGCGCUCUGGGAGUCCUCACCUGUGCUGCAUUUAACCAGAGUGCUCAACUUUAUUGUGUCUGUGUGGUUUUCUGGGUUUGUGUGCAUGUAUGGCCAACUAAAUGAAGGUUUGUGUGCCUUUUUUUUUUUUUUAUGUCGUUGCUGCCCCGAGCCCUGUCCAUCUGCUGCAGGCAGAUUCUAAUGUAGCUCAACCACCUGAAGUUACCUGGGCAUUUCUCUCCAUGAACCAGUGCUUGCUUUCUGUGCGUCUAUCAACCUAAUCACCACUUCCUACCUUUCAGUUAAUUUAUUAUCAGGCAAACUGAAGUCAUCUUCGAGUUAAUGCAGCAUUAUUUGAUCUGCUUUGGUGCUUUCUUUGUGAGCGCAUAGCUUAAUACUGCUGACCCCCGGUGGAGUAACUUUAUUCUGCUGAAGAUGAAUGCUGUGCAUUCCAGUCCACUGCUUUGCCUUCUACUUUGUUUGCUUUACUCAGAAUUGGGUUUUAGAAAGUAUGUAGCCUUAACUUCCUUAAAGUGGUACCUCACCCCAAAUCUUACCUGUUCAAGUAUCAAACACUCACAGUGGAGACUGCAGAGUUGCAGAACGAAGAUAUUUAUAUUAUUAAUCUUUCCCCUCCCACAGACAAUGAAAUAUUACAAUAACACACAAAAGAGAAAAUGAAACCUUCACAUUGAGGCGAACAGCACCCUCUGGCGCUGAAAGACAGCGACGCAGAAGUGCCAAAAAGUGCUGCUCCUGGAGCGGCUGGCUUCAAAAGCAAGUCAGUCCCCAUAGACACCCAUGUUAAUGCCCAACUGGAGAAAUUAGAUUAAUAUGUUCAUAGGGUGACACGAGAAAUGGUUUGAGCCUCUGCAACCUGAUUAUUUUCAUAACGCAUUUAUCUGGAUACUGUAAAGGUUUAAAGAGCUGUAGAGGCGUCACCCUCAUCUCUACUAAUACAAGUCAUUGAACCCUCUUGACUGAGUCGGUGCCUUUUUAAAACACUUUUAAUGGCAUUAUGUUAAAAAUGAUGCAGCUUUGCUGUGUAGUACAGAAUGUCCAAGAGGUUUGUGCUUCAGUUUUGGUGAAUGAAGUUCGUAUCAGCUAUCUGUGUGUCUGCAUCGCACCUGCAGUUUGCUGCUUCACUCUCUCAUCCAAAUAUGGUCACUUCUGGUUCCACAAAUCCAACUUGGCUGCUGCCAAGGUGCAAAAAAAUGAGUUCGCAAAGCAGCGGGUGACAUCACGGUGUCUGUGUCGAUCGUUUGUAGCCUUUUAUAGUCUGCACUGUAACCACGGGGAUAGACAGAAGUGGAUUAUGGUGCCAAAGAUUGAUGUCAGGUGUUUGUAUCAUAUUCUCCACUGUAGAAACUAUUCUGCCAUCUAUUUUUGACAAACUGUAAUCCUAAGCAGGUAAAAGUUGUGAUUCUUGAUCUGCAAAACCACAAUCCGUAAGCAAUGUUUGAUAUUCAAAAACUGGACAUUUUGAGUGGAGUAUCACUUUAAAGGUAAUUCUCAAGUAUUUAUUUGCUUGAAAUCCUUUGGUUGUCUUGAUUUGCAUAUCUCACCAAGCUGCACUUUAAAUCUGGACUUCAGAUUUUUUGAUGGUUGCAUUUGGUACAGAUAUUUCUAAUAGUGCCCUCAGGCCUUCCUGCUCAGUAGGUUAGAUGCUUAACUUGCUUUUUUUUUUUUUUUUCUCCAUUGGUUUAGCUGAGUCAGCUUGGUUUUCACCUGAAGCCUACCUUUUUGUGUCCUUUCCUCAAGAAGAGAGCCACUACCCUGUAUAUACAGCCGCAUGAUUGAUCAGUGAGGAAAGUGUAACUCGUCUCUAGCUUCCCUUCAGUGCUGGAGAUUUACCUCAGCUUUACUCAGGAUGCUCUCCGCUUGCAUGACGAGGUCAAACUUUAUACAAGAUUGUACAAAAUACGACACAGGCUGGCCUCUGGUUUUAAAUAUGUCUUGUAAAUCAGUGUAUCACAAUAAAAAUGACUCAAAUUUGACAAAAGUGGCCAGUAUGUUCUGACAUUUGCCUGCAUAUUCUUAAUUUCACUGAACUCCAUCAACACUACAAUCAGGCCUGUUCUUACUUUCAUUUGUGUGAUCAAAUUUAACAUUGUUACAAUUUCACCUGCUAAAAUAUCUGUGAAUCUGUCUUAUAUAUUAUUUAAGCUCCAAAGCACUUUCCAUGUUUUUGCGUUGUGUGUGUGUGUUGUGUAGAUAGAGGGAGUCUUAAUCUGUGUGCAGGACAGUCUGGCUGUGGGUUCCCUCUUGCCUUUUCUAAGUUUCUUGAAUGGGGUUUGUUUGUUUUCUCCCCCACACACGGGCUUAAUUUGGACCAGUGCAGUUGGACGCUGAGCAGCAUGAGGUUAUUAUUCAGACUGAAUUACACGUACAGAAUUAAGUUUUGACAUAAACAUGAUCAAACUGCAGUGCAAUGUGACCUGUGCAUUGUACUGUAGACCAACUGUGGCUUCAAGCUGUGCUUUAUAAUCAUGAUUUGUGGUAGAAACACUGAAGAUUAAGAUGUUAAUCUGCAUCUCUUAAAAAAUAUAUGUAUAUAUAAUAUUUUUGAGAUGAAAUAUGAAGGGAUGUUUGUAUGUUUUUAUGGUUUACAAAUGGUAGACUAUUUGCUCUAAAUGUUGGUGUAAUUUUAAGAUGGUUUCACCUACAAUUG
Molecule: messenger RNA, 4041 nt
Organism: Archocentrus centrarchus (flier cichlid)
Lineage: Eukaryota; Metazoa; Chordata; Actinopteri; Cichliformes; Cichlidae
Product: secretory carrier-associated membrane protein 1
Exons: 9
Coding region: 166-1179 (337 amino acids)
Biological process (GO): protein transport
Cellular component (GO): recycling endosome membrane; trans-Golgi network membrane
Source: RefSeq, a predicted model, not a curated record